CGCUAAUUCAUGUAAACAAAACCGCAUGAUUUCUUGAAAUUUCAUGAAAAAUCCCUUAAAAAUGCCGAAAAAAGGACUAUUUGAAGUGCCCAAAUGGGAUGACGAUGCUCCGGAUCUCUCAAAGGAGUUCAGAGUCAAGAAGGUUCCAUUCCUCAUAGACCGCAAGAAGGCCCAAGAAGAAAAGGCAAAACGCAAGAUUUUGAAAGCCAAACGCCUGUUAGACCGUAAAAAUGGGAAUAAAAUGGAGACAAAUGGGGAUCAAGUUGGAAAAUUUGUUCGUGCUCCUCCACAAACCGAUGAUGACAUCGACGAUACUUUCGAUGUUUUUGGUUUAAGUGAUCGCGGAAGGAAGCGUCAAUUAAGCGACGAUGAAGAUUCAGCUGAUGACACGUUCGAACGUCGUUUAAAACAACCCAUUCAACAACCAAGAAAAGCUGUCAUUGCCAAAUCUGCCUUCGACAAGGCAAAAGAAGUCAAUAUGGAAGCAGAUGAAGACCAAGGAUGGAAAACUGUCGAAAAACCCAAGAAGAAAAUGAAGAAAAACAACGAAAUGGAAGUCGAUACCCCAAAACAAGUCGUUCAAAUACCCGAAAAAUCACAAAAUGCCAACGGAAAAGACUUUAAAAGUCAUUUAAUUGACAGUCUCAAAGGCAGUCGUUUCCGCUACAUGAACGAACAAAUGUACAAAUGCAAAGGGGACGAAGCCAAAAAGAUGUUUGACGAAGAUCCGCAAGCAUUUGUGGCAUAUCACGAAGGUUAUCGACAACAAGUGCAACAAUGGCCCUCAAAUCCGCUCGAUCGCAUCAUCAAAAGCAUCAAAAAACUUCCAGUCAACAACAUUAUCGCGGAUUUCGGGUGCGGCGAGGCACGUUUAGCAGCAGAAGUCCCCCAAGAAGUUUAUUCCCUUGACUUGGUAGCUGCCAAGCCCGAAGUCAUUGCUUGCGAUAUGGCUCACACUCCGCUCAAAAAUGAGUCUGUGGAUGUUGCUGUCUUUUGUCUUUCCCUCAUGGGCACAAAUUUGAAGGAUUUCCUCUUGGAAGCGAAUCGCGUUUUGAAGCCUCGAGGCACUUUAAAGAUCGCUGAGGUUGCUUCGCGUUUCGAUAACGUGAAAUAUUUCGUGGCUAACGUCGAAAAAUGUGGAUUCACAUUGCAAAAUACCGACACGAAUGACAAACUUUUCUACUUUUUCAACUUUAAGAAGCAAACGGAUGCGAAACAAGUUGCUUCAAAAGUCAAAACUUUCAGUCUUAAGCCUUGUUUGUACAAAAAACGAUGAUUUUUCUUUCAACAUUGAAUAAAUAUGACAUUUAUUUCUAAAUAUUUAGGUCGGAUUAUUAUCAUUUUUUGUUCCUUACCGCUAAUUGUUAGACGUUUUACG
Messenger RNA from Culicoides brevitarsis, 1378 nucleotides. Its product is annotated as ribosomal RNA-processing protein 8. The coding region runs from base 44 to 1276 and encodes 410 amino acids. The transcript has 2 exons. Gene Ontology annotation, biological process: rDNA heterochromatin formation; regulation of transcription by glucose; cellular response to glucose starvation. Gene Ontology annotation, molecular function: methyltransferase activity. The record is from RefSeq and is a predicted model, not a curated record. Lineage: Eukaryota; Metazoa; Arthropoda; Insecta; Diptera; Ceratopogonidae. Gene Ontology annotation, cellular component: rDNA heterochromatin; nucleolus; chromatin silencing complex.